Molecule: messenger RNA, 3126 nt
Organism: Helobdella robusta
Lineage: Eukaryota; Metazoa; Annelida; Clitellata; Rhynchobdellida; Glossiphoniidae
Exons: 2
Coding region: 1-3126 (1041 amino acids)
Source: RefSeq, a predicted model, not a curated record
AUGUCACAAGAAUUAAACACCAAUAACAGUAACACAGCAAAUAAAAAUGUCACAUUUUCAAAUUCUCCUAAUGACUUGCAGCAACAGCAACAACAUAGCCCUGCUAUCAGCAACAAACGAUACAACAGUAGCAACAACAACUCUGCCAUACCCAAACGUGGAAGUAGAAAAAAAACACUUUCACUAAACCCAGAAGAGAGAGAAGCUUUAGAAAACUUAGUCGAGGAAGUCAUUAUCGAUGGAGGAAUGGGUGACAGCGAGAGUGGGUCCUCAGACGAUGAUGACGGUCUACAAAAUAAUGUUAGUCCCUCAAAAAAGUCACAAGAUGACAGCCAAAGCGACUCAGCUUCUGGGGAACUGAAGCCAGUUAAUUACAAAAUGCCAAAAAAGUAUUACCCAGGUCAGUUGAAAGUUGCUCUAAAGCAUAUGACAGAUCUCCCUCCUAGGUUUAGUAGAAAGUUGAAGAAGGCAGAGAAAUAUUUAGAAUUAAAUGCUUCUCACAGAAAAGUCCUGGCAGCAUCAUCUAGUAUCAAGGAAGAGGAUGAGGAAGAUAAUUCAAACAUUUCAAUUUCUACCAUUUCUACAUCCACCCCAAAUUCCUUCAGCCACACAACUUCGAGCGGACAUGAUGAGAGCUCUCCAUCUUCAAACUGUGACGUUGCUAACUCCAGUUUCAAUGCCAUCAGCUUCAACAACAAUAACAACAACAACAGUUCAAACAAACUAAAACCUGUUAGAGACAGGCCACAGAAAGAUGAUUUGAAAAAGACAAUAAGAAGUUUAUUGACAGAUUUGGACCAAUACGUCGAUGAGAGUGAUCGCGCCUCUAUCUCACUUGACCUACCAGGAGCUGUUUCCUGCUCAGACUUGGAGAAGGACAGUCUCCAACAGAUGUCAACCACUCAGGUUUCACCUGCUAGUUUAGGUAAUACAGACCAGAACAACAACAAAAAGAGUUACAGCAUAAAAGGCAGGUUAGAACACAGUCCUGGUUACCCAAGUGACAGAAAGAGCAAGAAGAAUGUCAUUCAUGACAACUUACCAUCAUCCAAAGAGAGACACUCACAUGCUGCUCACAAUUGUGCUGCUGGCCUCUCUCCAAAUUAUUAUCCUCACAUGUCUAACAUAUCAUCACCCAUCUCCUCUUCAAAGUACAAUCAGAUUGGAACGGUAUCCAGCAAUCUAAGUUACCAGAGUGGAAGUCUAAGCAUUGCCAGCACAUCAGACAACCUUUCAUCAUCCUUCAACAAGUCAGAUAGCAAGCCGGUUGGUUUCAAGGUUCAAGAAUAUUCUUCUGCCAAUUCCAGUUUUAUAGAUACCAAUUCAUCACCAUUCGUUAUGCCUGUCACCCAACUUGUCCCGUCAUUGAUUCCUCCUAAUUUGACCUUCCCCCAAACUCCUCAAGGUCCUUAUGGUUACUCGACACCUCCUUCACAUUACAGCACCCCUGCACAAGUUUCAUUUGAUUCCAAUUCCAUGAAAUAUGAACCUCAGUUCAGUGGUUACAUUGAUUAUUCGAUGGGAGGCAUCAUCUGUCCUCCACAGAUGAACAGCGUCAUGCCAAACGAAGUCGUAUGCCCUAAUUAUUCAGUUGGAUUUCAGAUGACUCCAGUGGUCUUCCGACAGAUGGGCUCGCCACCCCAGGGCAUGCAGAACACUUACUCGUACACAAGCACUCCUGGAAGAUUUGUCAAUCAGUUCUCUUUCCCCCCACCCGCUCUGACGUGUGCCCAGACAGUGAGCAACAACAUGACUCUCUCCCAGCAGUCCAUGCAUCAGUCGACAGCUCUGCCCAACAUUCUCAACCUCGAUAUGUCUGUGGCUACAUCAAAUUUCAAGAACAAACCAAUCGACAAAUGUUCGUUACUGCCUCCAUCAGGACUUAACAAACUCAACAGUCCAAAAAUUCAGCCGGUAACUAACUUCCAGAAAGGAAUGAAUGCAGGCUGUCUGAAUGACUCAGGUGGAUCAUUGUCAAAUCGGAGCAGAGAGAUGGAUGAAGUUGUAAAUUUGGAAAAUGUGGCAAACAAGCAGAUGAUACUUAGUAUCAGUACGCCAUCUUUACUGAUGGACUCUGACUCCAAUAAGUUCAUCAGUUGUCAUGAAAAUGUUACUGCUGCAACUACUGCUGCUACAACUGCUGCUGCUACAUCUGCUGCCCUUGCUGAUGAUGCUACAAAGAACAAGAAGGAUGAAAGUUUGAUGAAAGGCAAGGAGGAAGUCAGUUACUUGAAGACGACGUUUGCUGAAGACAUGGGAGCCAUCAAGUCCAUAAUAAAUUCAACACCGAUGUCUGACCCACACAAGAAGAAGAACUCCCUACUCCUCAUGACACCUACCCCUGUCCAUCCACCUCCUAACAUUCAGCCAAAGUCAGUUGAUGCCCCCAAGGUACCUGGCAAUGUCCAUUUUGACAUGGCGGACGUGGGUAAGGCGACGUCGUCAGCACUGAAACAGUUCCAUCAUGGCAAAUGCCACAUGUCAGCACAGUCAGAGGCCUCAUCGGAAGCAGCAGCAGCAACGGCAGCACCAAGACAUGGCAAGUGCCACCAAAUGAAGCACGCGCCCAAACAGCUGAUCUUUUCGUCAAUGUCCACCAGCAACAAGACAUUGAAUCACUCUCCGUACGAGUCAUCUGUCAAUCAAAUAAAACCGCCUCCCCUUAGCUACAGCUUGCAGAGCAUGAGUAUGCCGGCGGCGGCCAGCACGCCUCAGAAGUGUUUGCAGUCAUUAGGGAACUCCUACCACACCACACUAACUGAGCAACCGACCGCCAAUAAGUUGGAUACGCUGGUCAAUGGACAGCACAACAACACCCUGGUUAGCAACACAACAACCCUUAAUGACGUUAGUGAAACUGCCAGAAAGGAGACCCUACUAAGUUUCUCUGACAUCCCCCAAGUUAGGGAAAAAAGAUCCGACAUUCAGCUGCUUAAUUGCCCGCCUCACAAUCCGUGUCUCGGGUACAAGUUAGACGCGGAGGAAGAUUGCAGCGGAAUGAUUGUGAAGUUGGAUGAGGCUUUCAUCGAGGGACUGAUCAACCUCUUCAUCAAGGACAAGAAUGAUGGCCGGGACGAGGAGAUAAAGACAAGUUCGAUGAUAUCAUUUGCUCUAUGCUUCGUUUAA